Messenger RNA from Electrophorus electricus (electric eel), 4306 nucleotides. It is a transcript of the gene ndst2b, whose product is annotated as N-deacetylase/N-sulfotransferase (heparan glucosaminyl) 2b. The record is from RefSeq and is a predicted model, not a curated record. Gene Ontology annotation, cellular component: Golgi apparatus. Gene Ontology annotation, molecular function: deacetylase activity; heparan sulfate N-sulfotransferase activity; hydrolase activity. Lineage: Eukaryota; Metazoa; Chordata; Actinopteri; Gymnotiformes; Gymnotidae.
AUUCGUCAGCUAGUGAAGAUGGCGGAGCGAAGCAGGAUGCGGUAGAAUAGCAUCUCAAAGUUCUUGUGUUAAAUGAAACAACAUUUACGGGAAACCCUUUUGAGAUUUUGCACGUGGACGUUUAGUCGGUCUGUUGGUAGCCUACAUCUCCAAUCUGUCAUUUAAAUGGGGAGGAAGACUGCAGGACAAGAAGGCAUCUGGGGCUUGGCUCUUUGCAGUGUCUAGCAUGGCUCAAAGGGAUGAAUGACCCAACAGAGGAGCUCAGCUGAGAAAGAAGCCCAGAGCCCUGGUCUCCUCUCUCAUCGUCUGAAGCUGCACCAUCCUCCAGCUGUUCCGUGUGCCAGGUGAAGGAGAGGAGUGGCAAGCCUGUGGCAGGCUAUGUGGGCCAUGGUCACCUAGGCUGAAUUGUCGUGUGUUAGGUCACAUUCAGCCCUGGUUUUCCCCUCCUCCCAGCACCUCCCUCGCUCUGUGCCCUCUUCCCCUGGCCCCUGGUCUCUCCCCGAACGUCCGGUUGCCAUCUCUCCAUUGCCACAUGACUGGCAUGCGGAGGCUGGCUCGGUCCGUGAGGCAGCAGGGCCUCCACCGCCUGGUCCUGGUGCUCAUCCUCUUCUGCCUGCUCUCCAUGGCCUACCUGGCCUACCACGUCAGUGGGGGUCCCAAAAUCAAGGAGGCGCCCCCACUGCCUCUGGGGGACUGUGUGGCUGCGGCCCCGGUCGCCGGCACCCAGCUGUCUCCGCUCUUACUGCCCUCCCAGGAGAGCCAGCGGCGGGCUGUGGCGAGGGCGGUGGAGGCGGCACGAACCGAGCCCGUCGUGCUGGUCUUCGUGGAGAGCAUCUACUCGCAGCUGGGCCAGGAAGUUGUGGCCAUCCUGGAGUCUAGCCGAUUCCGCUACCGCACAGAAGUUGCUCCCGGGAAAGGUGACCUGCCCUCGCUGGCGUGGCGGGGCCGAGGGCGGUAUGCACUGAUCAUCUAUGAAAACCUGCUCAAAUACGUCAACUUGGACUCCUGGAACCGACAGCUGCUGGACAAGUACUGCCAGGACUACGGCGUGGGCAUCAUCGGCUUCUACAGGGCGAAUGGGAACUCGCUGUCCAGUGCCCAGCUGCGGGGCUUCCCCCUCUUCCUGCGCUCCAACCUACCACUGUGGGAUUACCACAUCAACCCGGCCGCCUCGCUCCUCUAUGUCACCCGGCCCAGCGAACUGGAGCCAGGCCCGCUGCCGGCAGACAACUGGACCAUAUUCCUGUCCAACCAUAGCACUUAUGAGCCUGUGCUGCUGGCCAACACCAGGCCUACCGACCCACCAGCACAUUCCUUCUUGCAGAGGACGCUGAUGGCUACUGUAAUGCAAGACCUCGGGCUUCACGAUGGGAUCCAACGCGUGCUCUUCGGUGGAAGUCUGUCCUUCUGGCUGCACAAGCUACUGUUAGUGGAUGCAGUGGGGUAUUUGACAGGCAGGCGGCUCAGCCUAUCACUGGAUAGAUUUCUGCUAGUGGAUGUGGAUGACAUCUUUGUUGGAAAGGAAGGAACUCGCAUGAAGGUGGCUGAUGUGGAGGCUUUGCUUUACACUCAGACCAAGCUUCGCUCUCUGGUCCCCAACUUCACCUUCAACCUUGGCUUCUCUGGAAAGUUCUUCCACACAGGCACUGAUGAGGAGGAUGAAGGAGAUGACAUGUUGCUUACACACAGGCAGGAGUUCUGGUGGUUUCCUCACAUGUGGAGCCACAUGCAGCCCCACCUCUUCCAUAACGUCAGUGUGCUCGCAGAGCAGAUGAGACUCAACAAGCAGUUUGCCCAGGAGCACGGCAUCCCUACAGACAUGGGCUACGCAGUGGCUCCCCACCACUCAGGAGUUUACCCAGUGCACAAGCAGCUGUACCAGGCCUGGAAGAGUGUGUGGGGCAUUACAGUGACCAGCACAGAGGAGUACCCCCACUUGAGACCUGCCCGCUUCCGCAGGGGGUUCAUCCACAGUGAGAUACACGUACUCCCACGGCAGACAUGUGGGCUCUUUACACAUACCAUCUUCUAUAAAGAUUACCCAGGAGGCCCUCAGGAACUGGACAAGAGCAUCCGCGGUGGAGAGUUGUUCCUUACUGUGCUGCUCAAUCCUGUCAGCAUUUUCAUGACCCAUCUGUCCAACUAUGGCAAUGACCGCUUGGGCCUGUACACAUUCGAAUCUUUGGUGAAGUUUGUGCAGUGUUGGACUCACCUGCGUUUGCAGACACUGCCUCCAGUCCGCCUGGCUGAGAAAUACUUCCACAUCUUCCCUGAUGAGAGAGACCCCCUGUGGCAGAAUCCUUGUCACGAUAAGAGGCAUAAAGACAUCUGGUCUAAAGAGAAGACUUGUGAUAGACUGCCCAAGUUUCUGGUUAUUGGCCCUCAGAAGACAGGGUCAACGGCACUACACACAUUCCUCUCCCUCCACCCUGCCAUCACAGCCAGCUCCUCCAGCCCUGUCACCUUUGAGGAGGUGCAGUUCUUCAGCGGACCCAACUACUUGCGCGGCAUUGACUGGUACAUGGACUUCUUCCCUGUGCCCUCCAACGUCAGCACAGACUUCCUGUUUGAGAAGAGCGCUAAUUACUUUGACACUGAGAUUGUCCCAAAGAGAGCUGCUGCACUGCUGCCAAGAGCCAAAAUCCUAACCAUCCUCAUCAACCCUGCUGACCGGGCCUAUUCUUGGUACCAGCAUCAGCGGGCCCAUCAGGAUCCUGUAGCUCUGAACUACACAUUCCAGCAGGUGAUCUCUGCAGGGCCAUCGGCACCAGCAGGCCUGCUCACGCUGCACCGCCGCUGCCUGCAGCCCGGCUACUACAGCAGCCAUUUAGAGCGCUGGCUCCACUAUUACCAGCCCAGCCAGCUUCUGAUUGUCGACGGACUACAGCUUCGUUCUAGCCCAGCCCAAGUGAUGGAUAGUGUGCAGAAAUUUCUGGGAGUCACACCUUUCUUCAACUACACUCAAGCACUGAUGUUUGAGGAGAGUAAAGGCUUCUGGUGUCAGAGGCUGGAUGUGGGUCGCACACGCUGCCUGGGUAAGAGCAAAGGCAGGAAGUACCCAGACAUGAGCCGAGAGACGCGGGUCUUCCUGUCUGAGCAUUUCCGGGAGCAGAAUGUGGAGCUCCUCCGGCUGCUUAAACGUUUGGGUCAGCCUCUGCCUAGCUGGCUCAGGGAUGAGCUGCACCACUCCAGCUGGAGCUGACAUUCAACAACUCCCAUCAGAAUGGAACCACAGCUAGGGUCCUUCUGUGUACCGGAGGAAACAGGGCCCCUGUGUCCCCAGAGGAGAGAGCACAGAUGGCUCCUUCAUUCUCCACACACCGCAGAGGCCUGGCCAAGAGGACCGGCCAUCCGAGGGGUCUGCAGAAGUUCAAACCCACAUAUGUGGGAGAAUGGAAUCACGGUGCAAGUAGAUCUCGAACAUGAAUUUAAGAGGAGUGUACACUUUUUUAUUUAAUGGCCAAGAUAAGCAAGUUGGAGCGCAUUAGUUGCACUGUGGGUAACAGACAUGGGAGCUCAUUAUUUGCAUUGUGGGAAAUGGUGUUUCACAAUUUUCUGAAUGCCUAUGGGCUGGCAGUAUCUCAACUACAGAGGGAGUCUUUGGUAAAUGAGGCAUAUACACAAGUUUUGUGAAAGGAUAGAAAGAUUUUGUUGAUUUGAAUGAAUUCACUAGCUAUUGGGAAAUUCUGUGGUUGGUCUUUGAAGAGAUUUUUUAAUUCAGCCGAUCAGAGAUGCAUUUGAACACCUGCCUCCUAAGACUGCAGGAGUUUGCUGACUACUAAAAUGGAUUUUUCAAAUGAUAAAUGCAGUUUUGAUCAAGUCAGCUUCUCAUACCAUGUAAGAAGUAACAGGGACAAUGCACCUUGCAGCCAGUUUUGGCUUGCUGAGAGAACGUUGCUUCUUUAUAUAAUUUAAUUUGAAAUGUUUAUUCUAAAACUAAUUUUGGCUCCAGGAAAAUGAUACUAGAAAUGUGGAUAUGCCAGUGAAUGCGGCUAGCACGUCUGCCAGAGCUAUCCAUCAAAGGCAGCAGCACUACCCAGUCCCACAGUGGAAGCGCCUGUGGGAAGGGUGUGGUAGCCAUGCCAUGCCCCCACACACAUUGUGCCCUAAAUAAUACACUGCAGGUAAGGCAGGCAGCUUGUGUGCAGUAGUGUGUGUGUGUGUGUGGGGGGUGUUUGUAGUGUGUGCAUAUAUGUUAAAAGUUGUUUGUAAAACUAUCAACAGUAGUGUGAUCUGUUGUCUUAUUUGAUCAACCUGGAAGCAAGCAACACUCACAUCUGCAAAUAAAGGCAAAAGAUGACUGACA